Salpingoeca rosetta is the source of this 984-nucleotide messenger RNA. RefSeq lists its product as uncharacterized. The record is from RefSeq and is a predicted model, not a curated record. Gene Ontology annotation, biological process: intein-mediated protein splicing; protein autoprocessing. Bases 1 to 984 code for a protein of 327 amino acids. The transcript has a single exon. Lineage: Eukaryota; Choanoflagellata; Craspedida; Salpingoecidae.
AUGUACGAGAACCUCACGUCGUCCGAGAACGACUUUUGGAGCAUCGCGCUCUCAAAUGGCACGUACGGGGCUGAUUACGCUGCUUUGGAAGCCGCUUCGGAAACAGGAGUUAACGUCAGCGUAACAACCGGCCAGCUGGACGGCGCAUUCACUCACGUGUGCAGCGCGCGCCCCUCUGACAGCACCCAACUGUGCCCACUCAUUGCCACAGACCCGCCUUCCACCGCCCCCUGCUUUCCUGGCUGGGCCGAGGUCAUCUUGGAGAGUGGAGAGCGUGUGCAGCUGCGCGACCUCAAGACUGGCGACCAUGUGCUGUGCUUGUCGGCUUCGAACGGCAACAGCCUGGCCUACUGCGACAUGAAGACAUUCAUCAACGUCCAGCACAACAAGACCAGCCCCUUUGUGGAGCUGCACUACACGGACAAGGACGGUAACGCCAGUGUGCUCACCUCGACCCCCGACCACUUCAUCUUUCGCGCUGGCGAGGAUGUGGAUGUGUCCAACGCAUCCACCACCAAGCCCGCCGGCGACUUCAUAUUUGCAGAGGACUUUGUUGUUGGCGACCGCCUUGUGCGCUACGACGACGCCGGCUUUGUGUACACCGUCGCCAUCACCAGCAUCACGGAGACGACGUACAAUGAGUUCUACUCGCCCGUCACCAACGACGGCUCCACGCUGUUUGUGGACGACGUGUUUGCGUCCUCUUUUGCCUUCCUCGCAUCCGCGGAGGCCCUGCGCAAGCUGAACGCCCCAAUCUGGCAGAACGACGACGCCCGCUUCAGCGUGCCCACCCCUGGCAGUGACUUCCCUGUUGGCCUACACCCAUUUGUGGCGGAGCGCGCCCGCCUCAUUGUCCAGGCAAACGUCAGCGACAAGACGAUUGACUUUGGCGGCCUUCUUGGCUACAUUGGCCAGAAGCUUGCGCAAGGCCACAUCUUCUCCGAGCAAGAGAUGCUCGACCUCAUUCCCACUUACAUCAGCUAA